AGUCUAUGAAAAGUGUUGGACUUUGCGAGAUCGGCAAAUUCGGAUCGAUCUUCGAAGAAAGAGACGUUUUACGAUGUGCGUGCAGGAAGCUUGCCGCGAUAAUUUUUCUCAACCGGAUAUAUGAGGGUCCGGUGUGAAACAAAAAAGGUCACCGUUGUCUAUUUCCAAGGAAUUGUCGCAGGAUGGAAGAAGAUGAUAGACAAAAUAUAAGGAGCGCGGUGGAGAACAUCCUAAGCGGUUCGAUUAAUUCCCAAAGAAGUUCUUACACGCAACAAAGUUUAACCAGAACGUCCGACAUAGUUCUUAGCGAGGAUCUAAUAGCUGGUGCGAGACAAGACGGCAGGAUGUCGAACGUUCGUCGUUUCUUUUGUCUCUUCGUAACCUUCGAUCUUCUUUUGACCGUGCUUAUGUGGCUAAUUUGUAGUAUGAUAGCCGGGGAAAAUCUGGAAACUGCUUUUAUUAAUCAGGUUGUACAUUAUCAUAUAAAGACGUCCCUCUUCGAUAUUGUGAUGGCAGCGAUAUGCAGGUUCACGGUGUUGUUACUAUUUUACGCAUUACUCUACUUAAAUCAUUGGAUCAUCGUAGCCUUAACGACUGCUACGACCUGUGCCUUCUUACUCGCCAAAGUUUUUCUUUUCGAUUGGUUAGCUUGCAAACAGCCAGUUUUUCAAGUACUAUUGAUACUAACGUCUUUCAUUCUUUCGUGGGCGGAAGCUUGGUUCUUUGAUUUCCGUGUGAUACCUCAAGAAACUCAUGUUAUUAAUUGGAUUCAAAAUAUGUCGAACGCGGAAAGAGCGCCUCUCAUUCAAGCUGAUACUGCGGAUCCACGUCAAUAUAGUUCGAUCGAACCUUCGCGUACUUUUUACACGCCUAUGGAUUCUCCAGCUCACUCUGAUACGGAAGACGAAUUCGCUAGGAGGCAAGACGCCAUUAGAAGAAUAUCGAGGACAAACGAAAUAUUUAUUCCUAAGUCGUUACCAAAAUUAACAACCGAUAAGGGAAAAGAAAGAUCUAUGGAUUCCAAAGAAAAUCGUGUCGAAAAAUCGUCGAUCGAAUCUACGAAAUCAGCUAUUGAGGAAUAUAAAAUGACGGCUGAAACGUUAUUAAAAAAUUGUUAUGAGUUAUUAAUGUCCAAAGAGUGGAAAUUAGAAACGACAACGUCAAAGGGUGAUGUCGUUUCAUAUAUGCAAACCAAUAAACCAGAAGGAAAAAUAAUGAAAAUUACAGGUAUAGUAGAUGCUCCUGCCAAUAUGUUAAUCAAUUGGUUAUUCGAUGGUGUCGAAGCAGCACCAUCAUGGAAUAAACUCGUAACUGAGUCGAUGAAAUUGCAGCAAAUCGACGAGAACACAGAUAUAAUUUAUCAAGCGACGAGUCCUCAAGGUGGUGGACUAAUCGGUGCACGAGAUUUUAUUAUUUUGAGAUAUCGUAACAAGUAUGGUAAUUAUUACAUCAGUAGUGGUAUGUCGGUGACAUUGAAAUCAUUUCCAAAUCGUAAAAAUGUUACCAGGGGUGAAAAUGGCGUGAGCUGUUGGGCGGCCGAGGAAUUAACAGACGGUGAUUCUAGCAAGUGUCGUUUCACUUGGAUCCUUAAUACCAAUCUAAAAGGUUGGCUACCUCAAAAAGUUGUGGACAGAUCGUUAUCCACAGCCUUAGUAGAUUUUAUGUCAUAUUUGAGAAAGUAUUUGGACGAGUAUCAGAGACACGCUAAUACGUAAAAGUAUCACAAGUUUGUGUUGUCCUAUUGAAAAAGAGUUUAUCAUGACAAUUAUGUGUUAUAUGAACGGACGAACAAAUUAAUAAUCAUUCGUGUAUGUAUGAAAACAUCGAAGAAAAAAUCACAAAUCGACAUUUCACUUUCUCGAGGUACAUACAAAGAUAGCCUUUCUACUAUACGCUUUGCAUUUUAUUCGAAAUGAAAUGAGGAAAAAGAAAAAAAGAAAAAAAAAGAAAGAAAAUAAUUAAUAAAAAAUAAGGUAAAAGAAAUGAGCGAUAAGUUCUAUUCAAGAAAGGUGAGCGAGUUCAAAAGGAGUAGAGAGGGAUAACGAGAGAGGGAGUUCGAGGAACGUGGUGCCGAAGUGUCCUAUUACGGGAAAAAAAAAAAAAUAUCUUUACCAAUAUAUUUUAUUCUUCGUUAUAAUUUCUGCUUCAUCGAUUCAUCAAAUUUUGCGUGUUUCAUUGAUAAACCAUAAGAUGCAGUAAGAACAAGUUAAUAAUCGAUAAGAUAAUAUUAAUCAUCUCUAAGCGGAAUUCGUGAUAUUCUUAAUAAUGUAAAUAUAUUGACUUUUAUGUAUAAUUCCUUUUUGCUACCGUGUAUCCUUUAUUAUUAUUAUUAUUAUUAUUAUUACUUAUUAUUAUUACUUAUUAUUAUUAUUAUUAUUAUUACUAAUUAUUAUUAUUAUUACUUAUUAUUAUUAUUAUUAUUAUUAUUAUUAUUAUUAUUAUUAUUACUAUACAUAUAUAUAUAUACAUAAAAAUAUACAUACAUGUUUAUUUUGGUCGAAUGGGAAUUUGACCAAUUAAUUAUGCAAUUCUUCCGAGAAAAAGAGAGAGAGAGAGACAAUUAUUAAUGAUUUAUUUACAUCACUAAUAGGAUAAUUAACAGGCUAAAAACAUUUAUUAUGAAUCGUUUACGUUUUUGCAUAAACGUUGUAUUUCAACAUUCCUAAUAUUCCAUAAAAAAAAAAGAAAGAAAAAUAAUAGAAGUGAAGUUCCUGUGCGUGAUGAAUGAAACGAGUAAUGCGUUUGAGAUUAUUCAAAAACGUCCACUGUACAUACAUAAACAAUGUGUAUAAUUGAUCUCAUACAUAUACAUACACAGAGUUGAGCUAAUACGUUUUAAAUGUAAAAUGAUUUUGCCAUGUGAUCAAUUUUAUUUGAGAUGGUUCGUUAAACGUCAAAUUUAAAUAUACAUAAAUACGCUUUUAGAUAAAAUUAUUUCCUAUCAUUUUGUAAUUGAUACAUUUUUUUAUAUACUCGAGAAACGCUAUUAUAGGUGAUAUACCAAGAAAACUAAAAGAACGAAGAAUGAUGAAAAGAAAAGAAGAAAUUAGAGAAACUCUUUGUCGUGCGAAUUGUCCAUUGAAUUGAACGUAGUAAACGAUUAAGUCAAGCUUGAUUAUCUUUUAUAUAACUGUGACCAUUGUGUAAGAAGUUAGUAUCAAAUUUCAACGAGGAAACUACGAACGGUUAUCUUGGGAACGAUAAUAAGAACGAUCGUUGCUUACUUAUUUUUUUAUGAUUAUUAUCAUCAUCAUCAUCAUCAUCAUUAUUAUUAUUAUUACUAUUAUUACUAUUAUUAUUAUUCCAACAGAAUUAUCAAGAGGACACCAGGGAUAAAGGUAGCCAUGUUUCUUUCUUUUUUUUUUCAGCUAUCAGGUUUAAGCUGGUUCGUUUAAAAAAUUUAACGAACUAAAGUACGCUUACAAGAGUAAGUAAAAAAAGAAAAAAAGACAAAUAAAGAGAAGAGAAGAAAAGAAACUUAGAGUAGAACAGGAUCUUUCGUAUAAAGUUUAAGAGAUUUGGUAUCGACCGAACUAUCUACCGAACGUUUUAAUGGCUGUGUUAAAAAGAACGUCGCCGACGUUUGUGUCGCAUGUAACGAUUUCGUAAACUAACAAAACUAAAAGAAAAUUGGAUCGAUCAAGUAAAAUUUAAUAUCCACUUUCUUUGCGUGUACAUGCAUAUCGUUUAUGACAAAGGAAUCAACUUAGCAGGGAUAAUAACUUUAUCGAAGAACGAUAUAAAUAGCUAAGCGAGUGACGAGAGAAGAUUUUACUCGUGAGGACCGAAUUUUAGUUUAGUUUUAGUUCAGUUUAGUUUAGUUUAGUUUAGUUUAGUUUAGUUUAUUUCAUUUCACUUUAGUUUAGUUCUGUACAAUUCAGUUCAGUUUAGUUUCGUUUCGUUUCGUUUCGUUUCGUUUCGUUUCUCGUUAAGACAGACAUGACGAGGGUUUAUAUAACCUGUAGAACUUCAACAGAUAUCCUUACUAUUUUACUUCAUCGUCUUCUCAUGGACACUUCGUCGCGUCUCUCGUCUUAAGUUAAAUAUAACCUUUUCCGCGUCGGAAAACUUGACGAUAGAGGAUUCUAACGUCUAAGGAAGAGAAACGAUGGUCGUUUUGAUAUCUGUGUCUGCCACCUACGCACUUACGAGUCAGUCAUAAUGCUCGAUAAAGAUCGACGUUCAUCGAGUACGAUGAUGUGCUCCUUCUCGUUAUUCGUAUGCGUAUGUGCGUAUGUAUUCGUAUGUAUGUAUGUAUGUAUGUAUGUAUGUGUGUGUGUACGACUAAAGAAUAAAAUAGGUCAAACGAGCGAAAAUCAACUCGACGCGAACUGAAUUCUUUUUAGAAUAUAUGAUUUAUCUCUCUUUCGAGAAGAAUAAAAAUAAAACACAUCGAUCGGUAGUAAACUCUUAAGAAAAAAAAAAAAAAAAAAGAAGAAGAAGAAGAAGAACAGAAAAGAAGCGCGAAAGAUGGCGGUACGAUUACGGCUGGAAAAUUCGUAUUUCGCGCAAAAACCAAAAACAAAAGAAAAAAAAAAAGAAAAUCGUGCAGUCGCCAUCUUGCUUUCUUUGUUUCCUUUUCUUUCUUUACUUCUUUUUCUCGUUUCUUUCGAACCUUCCUUUCGACAGUAGAAAAAGAAUAUAAAUAAAUUAUCCCACAUUAUCUUUCAA
This is a messenger RNA of Vespula vulgaris, 4671 nucleotides long. RefSeq names its product steroidogenic acute regulatory protein-like (gene Start1). The transcript is spliced from 12 exons. Gene Ontology annotation, molecular function: lipid binding. The record is from RefSeq and is a predicted model, not a curated record. Lineage: Eukaryota; Metazoa; Arthropoda; Insecta; Hymenoptera; Vespidae. The coding region runs from base 183 to 1715 and encodes 510 amino acids.